AAGAAGCGUCAGCGACAAGACGUGUUUUGAGUCUUCGUUCUUUCCGUUAUUUUUGGUUCACAAUUUUGAGUUGAAUUAAGUUGUAUGAUCCGUCAACGAAUUAAUGACACAUAACUCCACGCCACAGCCCGACGAAACCCGCCAGCAUAAUUCCAUCGAAGUUUCUUGUUAUGUUGUUCAUGGAUCAAACGGCGAGUAUGUCUUCCUGACAAAAGAAGAGCGAGUCGAGAUGAUUAGGAAGGUUCGACAAGAAACACCCAAGGAUAAACUUGUUGUAGCUGGAUCCGGUUGUGAAUCAACAAGAGACACCAUUGAAAUGUCUAAGAUGAUGGCAGCGGCAGGAGCUGAUGCGCUUCUCGUUAUUACACCUGGUUACUUCAAAGGUUUGAUGACAUCAGAGGCUCUCAUCAAACACUACUCUAAGGUGGCAGACCAAUCCCCUGCUCCAAUCAUCCUGUACAGUGUACCGAAAAACACUGGCAUCGAUCUGCCAAUAGAGGUCGCUGUUUCCCUCUCGAAGCAUCCAAACAUCAUCGGGAUGAAAGACAGCGGUGGCGACGUUACUAAGAUUGGAGCCAUAGUUCAUAAAACACAAGAGAAUCAUUUCCAGGUUCUCGCUGGUUCAGCAGGAUUCUUCCUAGGAUCCUUAUCAGUUGGCGCUGUCGGAACUGUCUCCGCACUUGCCAACGUUCUACCUGGUGAGAUGUGCCAGCUCCAUGAUCUCUAUAAGAACGGUAGAUUGGAUGAAGCCAAGAAGUUGCAGCAUCGAUUAAUUGAACCCAACAGUGCCGUGACUGCUAAGUUUGGUGUGCCUGGUCUUAAGGUUGCCAUGGAAUGGUUUGGUUUCUACGGGGGACCGGUUAGAUCCCCCCUGCAACCGGCAUCAGAUGCGCAAAAGGCACAACUCCGACAGACGUUCGUUGAAAACGGAUUCAUGUAGAAAAAAACAACCAGUCAUUCCAAAAACCUUGUGGUGCCUUUUUUAUCUCACCCAGUUGGAACGGUGACUCAAUUUUUAUUUCAAGACAAUUUGUCAUCGCAAUUACUGUUUGAAAUUUGAUCAUAAUAGUACUGGCAUUUAUAAUGCGCUGGUAUUCAUCUUAAGAUGCUCAGGGUACAGCGACAUUUUAGAGUAAGAGAAUGCUUAUGCAGGUCACAUUGGGUCAUCAAGUCUUGAGGGAAGUUUUGAAUAAAGCCAGUGAUGAAUUAGAGCUGUUGAUAGUAUAAAACAUUGUGAGAAGCGGCUCCCUCUGAACUAACGUUGUUUUCGAGAAAGAAGUUAU
Molecule: messenger RNA, 1283 nt
Organism: Asterias rubens (European starfish)
Lineage: Eukaryota; Metazoa; Echinodermata; Asteroidea; Forcipulatida; Asteriidae
Product: 4-hydroxy-2-oxoglutarate aldolase, mitochondrial-like
Exons: 7
Coding region: 104-940 (278 amino acids)
Biological process (GO): N-acetylneuraminate catabolic process
Molecular function (GO): N-acetylneuraminate lyase activity; 4-hydroxy-tetrahydrodipicolinate synthase activity
Source: RefSeq, a predicted model, not a curated record